AUGCUGACAUUGAAUGUGGAUUGGUUUCAACUAUUUGAAGGCCGUACACAUGCAAGUGGUGCUUUGUACCUGUCUAUGAACAACCUACCAAGAGAAGAAAGAAUGAAGCCAGAGAACAUUAUCCUUGUCGGUGUCAUGCCUGGUCCAAAGGAAGCAAAGAUUGACCAGAUGAACAACUUCUUGGAAUCUCUGGUAGACGAGCUGGUAGAAUUAUAUGGUGGUGUAACUGUAAAGACUGCUUCAUUCCCCAAUGGUACUAUUGUUUAUGCUACUCUUAUAUCUAUUGCUUGCGACAUACCUGCUGCAAGAAAAACCACUGGAUUUACAGGGCAUGCAAGCACUAAUGCCUGUCAUAAAUGCAAGCGCCACUUCUCUGUAAUUGCUGGAUCAAGUAAGAUUGAUUACUCUCGGUUUGACAAUGAAAGCUGGGUGACAAGAACAAAGGAGAUGAAUGCCAUAUACGCUAAUAUGUGGGCUUGUACAGAAUUAAGUGCAGAAAGAGCAGACUUGGAGAAGCAAAAUGGCACGUGGUUUUCUGAGUUACAUUGUUUGCAUUACUUUGAUCCCAUUCGGUGCACAAUUGUUGAUCCCAUGCACAAUUUGUUUCUUGGGACAGCAAAACAUAUGAUCAGUAGUUGGAAAGACCCUGGCUAUCUCCCUGCUGCUGUUCUUGUCCGCAUGCAAUGCCUUGCUGAUGACGCUUUGCCUGAAAAAGACUUCAAAAACUGGACUCUCUUUGUCAAGGCAUGCCAAAAGUUGACUGGUCCUUCAGCCAUGUACUCAGAGAUUGACAGUGCACACCAGCUCCUGGGAGACUUCGGAAAAAAAUGUGAGAUUCUUUAUGGAAAUAGUAGCAUCACUCCAAAUAUGUAUUUGCAUAUGAACUUGCGUGAGUUGAUGUUUGACUUUGGUCCAGUGUAUGAAUUCUGCCUUCAGGUUACAUUCAUGAGAGUAUUCCUGGAAAAGGCAUUUAAUAGCACUUUCCUAUAUGCAUAUUUUACCAACCUUUUGCCACCAAUAAUACAGUUCCUUGAGAGCAUUGCCCAAGUUAUGUUGGUAUCUGCUCUCUUGCCUCUCCCUUGCCUGGAGAAUGGUCAUCCACCUGUACUGGCAUUCAACCUUCCAAUGUUUCUGCAGGUUGUCACAAAUCCAUGGUAUAAUGUCACCAGAAGUGAGGCCUUGCCCCCAACCACUUUGCCAAUCAAGCUGCAGCCUUUGACUAUGAUGAAGGAUGAUCACUAUCAGUAG
Messenger RNA from Phycomyces blakesleeanus NRRL 1555(-), 1248 nucleotides. RefSeq lists its product as hypothetical. The record is from RefSeq and is a predicted model, not a curated record. The coding region runs from base 1 to 1248 and encodes 415 amino acids. Lineage: Eukaryota; Fungi; Mucoromycota; Mucoromycetes; Mucorales; Phycomycetaceae. The transcript has 3 exons.